Molecule: messenger RNA, 4101 nt
Organism: Notolabrus celidotus (New Zealand spotty)
Lineage: Eukaryota; Metazoa; Chordata; Actinopteri; Labriformes; Labridae
Gene: casp7
Product: caspase 7, apoptosis-related cysteine peptidase
Exons: 7
Coding region: 255-1199 (314 amino acids)
Biological process (GO): apoptotic process; proteolysis
Cellular component (GO): cytoplasm
Source: RefSeq, a predicted model, not a curated record
AAUGAGUUUGACGCCCCUGGACUAUGGUUUCAGGUUUCAGGUUUCAACCGGUUUCAACCUUCAACACACCCAACAGGCAGACCUGAGUGACGCAGCAGGCUCUGACGUGGUUACGCACCUCGGAGACAUGACGCUGGACUUUCGCUUUCUGAAGUUGUUGAAGGAACUGAAACUUUAGGUAAACUUUGAAGAAGGAAAUACAACUACCAGUCUGCGUUUGUGCAACUCUUGGGCUGACAAAGAGGAACAACAGAAUGUCUGGAGAACCUGCUGAGCUGAGUGGACUUAAAGGCGAAGAAGGAGACGAAGGGAAUCUGAUGGGAGACGAAGCGGACGCCAAACCUGACCGCAGAGGAAGAUUUCUGCUGUUUGGGAGUAAGAAGAAUAAGGAUGGCCAGACGCGGGAGCAGGACUACUCUUCUGAAAGCCAUUACAGAAUUGUUUCACCAACAUUCCAGUAUAAGAUGAGCCACCAGCGAGUGGGCAAGUGUAUCAUCAUCAACAACAAAAACUUUGAUGAAAAGACAGGGAUGAAUGUACGCAACGGCACAGACAGAGACGCAGGUGAGCUGUUCAAAUGUUUCAAGAGCCUGGGCUUCGAUGUCUUCAUCUACAAUGAUCAGACAUGUGAGAAGAUGGAGCGACUCCUCAGAGAGGCCUCGGAAGAAGACCAUAGUGACAGCUCGUGUUUCGCCUGUAUCCUGCUAAGCCACGGUGAGGAGGGCAUGAUCUACGGAACGGACGGAGCCAUGCCCAUCAAGACCAUGACCUCAUUGUUCAGGGGCGACAUGUGCAAAAGCUUAGUUGGAAAGCCAAAACUCUUCUUCAUCCAGGCUUGUCGGGGUUCCGAAUUUGAUGAUGGUAUACAGACGGAUUCAGGUCCGCCAAACGACACCCUGGAGACGGAUGCUAAUCCAAGACACAAGAUCCCUGUCGAGGCAGAUUUCCUCUUUGCCUACUCCACAGUACCAGGGUAUUACUCAUGGAGGAACCCUGGUCGUGGCUCCUGGUUUGUCCAAGCCCUCUGCAACGUCCUCAAUGAGUUUGGCAAGCAGUUGGAGAUCAUGCAGAUCUUGACACGGGUCAACUACAUGGUGGCCACCAGCUUCGAGUCCUGGUCUGAAGACCCCCGCUUCAGUGAGAAGAAGCAGAUUCCCUGUGUGGUCUCCAUGCUGACGAAAGAACUCUAUUUCAACUGACCACCAGCCUAAAUCACUGUACUGUGCGACUCCAAAGACUGACUGACUGACUGACUGACCGACUGACCGUUUGACUGACUGACUGACUGACUGACUGACUGACUGACUGACUGACUGACUGACUGUUUCAGGUACCAACUAAGUGGUCAAAGCAUUCAGGGAUGAAUCAGGCCCAGCAGCACACUGCACAUUUGGAGCACAUAUGACACUUUGCAUGUGUAGUUGAGCCUGAAAACGAGCACUCUGUGAGAAAAAAAAUAUUUACAGUGGCACUCCUCGUUCAUGUGUUGAUGGUGAAACUUCUUCCUCUUCUUCAGGUUAUUCUUCAAAAUGAUGGCGUCACAUUUGAUCUUAUCUUUAUUUGACAGGCAUUGUGAACUAUUUAUGUUAUUCUACCAACCCGUAAAAUUUGCUGCCAGUUUUUGUGGGUUCGGGGAAUCGUAUCUGAAAAUAUGUCAGUCCAUUUUCCAGCUGUGGCAAUAGACUUUAAAAUUCAACAAAAUACUAUGUCAAUUUGGCACUUUCUCCUCUAUCUUACUGAACUGAUUGAGAUUGACUGGACUAAGAGAAGUUUCUCCAGACUAGAUCAGAGACCUACGGAAGCCCAGAGUGGCAAGUGAGGAAAAAAAAAUCUGUCGAUCCAUUUUCUAAUUCUGAUCUUAAUUAUUUUCUCUCCUCUUUUAAUAAUUUAGGAACUAGUUAAGAUAUUCCAAUGUGGUCUUUGCACCUUCCUGUUCAAAAGAUUUGUCUGAGACACAGGGAACAAAAAUACCAAUUUGCCCCUGAGAACAGGUGGAAAAAAACAUGUUCUUGUUUGGUAAGAACACAUGAAAAAAUUGCCAACAGAUUCUGCAAUAGUAACUACCAUUUUUUAAUUUUGAAAGUGGCAAAGAAAGGAUCUUAUUUUUUCAUGAGAGGCAUGUUCAUGUUGGAAAAUACAAAGAUGUGCCUGCAUUGCUUCUUUUUUUUGGGGGGGGGGGGGGGCUUGUCAACGAUUGUUUUGACCAAGAAAAAAAAGGAGUUUCUAAGGCAGAAUUCUUCUGCAAUAUUUUUCACUUGUUCGGACAUUUGAAACACAGAAGAGGAAAGAAAAUGAAUCAGACUAUGAAAAUGUUAGGUUUUAAAAAUCAAUGACAAUUAAUUAUUUGAUGAAGAGAUAUUAAAUUUUCAUAUAUUUAUAGUACGUAUUUGUUAAAACAACUAAAGACACCAAAACUAAAACUUUGAAGUGAUAUAAACGACAAGAGGGAGCUACCUCAUUUGCACUGUGCAACCGGAAAAUGGAUCAGAUUGUUCUCAGCUUUUUGUCUUUUAAUGUCUUCAGCUGUCGAUCGUCAAAAGCAAGACUCAAAAGACCACUUUCUCCUCCGAGCAUAAGCGAGUGAAGAUGCUUUUGCCAAAGGCUCAGUGUCUCAGCCUUCCUAGCAGAGUUUAAGUUGGUGGCAUUAUGCUGGCAUCCUCAGGUUCUUUAAUGUCCCAUGAAGUGGGUAAAUGUAAUGUUAAAGAAUGUCAUAUACAUAUCGCUAGGAAGGUGUUAUCUUUUGCUGUGUUUUCAUGGUUUUAUGAGAUUUGGGGUCAAGUGCAUAUUUUAUAGCUCACUCCCAUUAAAACAAAUGUUAAAUAGAAUUUACCAGUUUUCUCACCAUGAUGUUGAAAACUUAAAUUCCUCAUUGUGCAACCCUGAGUAAGUCAAGUUCAUGUAUUUUUUUUAACAUGACACAAAUGAUGCACUUGUCUUCUUAGUCAGGGUCCAACAAAUCAGUUUAAUGAUAUUCUUCUCUUAACCUUUAAAGUUAGACAUUCCUCUUAAGUACUUUUGAUAACUAAAUGAAAACAUGCUGUAAAAUAUUAGCUCCAAAAAGAAAUGUCUAAAACCGUGUCAAAAAAUUCGUAAACAUAUAGUGUUAAGCUGGACUUGGACCCAAAGCACAAAUGCCAAACCAUUUCACUGUAUAUUAGUGUUGUACACUGUCAUAACAUACACUACACUGUAAUUUAAAGUACCAAGCAAGUUCUUUCUUAUUUCAUUUUUUAAAAAAUCUUUGAUUUUGAAAAAAAAGAAGCAAUUCCCAUAUACUCUUCAUUGGUAUGUAGUGCACCUGGCCAAGUUAAAAAAAAAAAAAAGACAGCAUUGAAUAACUGAGUAUAACUAAUGUCAUAGACAUUUGCUGAUGGUAUUAAGAACUUGCAAAACUUUUGUUUCUGCAUAUGUGUUCAUUUUUUCUCGUCCCAAAGGUCUGUCAAUCAGAGGCAGCUAUUACUGGUGGUAACAAGUCUGAACAUACUCAAUCCACAUGUCCGCAACACACACACUCAUUGUUUCUAUCUACACUGUUUUAACAUUUUUCACAUGAUUGCAUGUAUCGGUAACUUUGGGGAAGAGUUAAGCAAUAGCUUUGAUUUGUUAUUAUUUUUAAUAUUAUUUUUUUACUUUCUACUCCUUGUAUUUUGUUAAUUAUUAUUAUUUUUGAUUACAAUUAUAAAUGGUUUUUAUAGUUGCCAGAAGGGUCAUCAGUACUGACCUAAGUUGGAGGCAUGUACCAUUCUACACCAAGAACACUUGUCCAAUACAGCAGCAAGUCUUGGAUCCUCUCAACACAUGGAUCUCUGAUCAGUGAUGUGGUGCCCAAAGGAGUGUUUGCUCCACUUGUUUUGGAAUGGAAAUGAAGGAGGGAAAACUUUAAUUUUAGAGGUACAUUUUUUUAAUGCUUUCCGGUGUUAAAUGCUGUUGUCCUCAGGAAUAUAUUUGAAAAGAUUUGGAAAAAUGAAUGAAUGAAUUACAUUGAAAGUAUAAUCUGGCCCAUUGUUUUUUUAUUUGGGGCAAUACAUUUUUUAAAAACUUUAAAACAGAGGAAUGCUUAUGUAAACACUUCAUUGUAUUAAACAUAAAGUUAUUGAGUAA